CCCAUCGAGAAUAGCUCUUCCCUGCGCCCGGGAAGACGACCUCACAGCUGCCCGGGGCCAGUGGCCCUGGCUGUAAGGGAGCCACAGAACCUCAGCUAUUUAUAGCCCCCGCACCACUCCCUCCCCAGGCAGCUGCUGACUUUGGCCUGAGAUUAGAGGAAGAGAAGAAAGACAGAUCCCCACACAAAGGACAUUACAAUGUUCAGCUCGGAUGACCUGCCCGACUACCCUGUCAAUUCAGACUUGGUGAGGAGACUGAAGGCCGCCCUGGACGCCAACGAUGAGGGUUCACUGAGGGAGCUGAUCGGCAGGGAGGUGGAGCCAGUGGACGCGGUCAUCGAGCUGGCCAACGACGACUGGAUGAAGGACCCCUCCGCGCAGCUGCCGUCUGGCGUGCUGCUAGGAGACCUGGACCAUAUUCAGCCUCUCAUGGACCAGUUUUUCCAGGAUGCCAACAUAGUAUUUGAGAUCAGCAAGGAUGAGAUGGAGUGGCAGGUGAAAUCCCCAGCUACGUUUGGGCUGUCAGGCCUCUGGACCCUGGAGUACAAGAGGGAGCUCACCACGCCCCUGUGCAUCGCAGCAGCCCAUGGCCACACGGCCUGCGUGCGACACCUGCUCUCCCGCGGCGCUCACCCCGACGCCAGCCCUGGAGGCCGCGGGCCCCUGCAUGAGGCCUGCCUCGGGGACCACACGGCCUGCGCCCGGCUGCUACUACAGCACGGGGCCGACCCGGACCUUCCCAGCGCCGAGGGCUUGGCGCCCCUGCACCUGUGCCGCACGACCGCCUCGCUCGGGUGCGCGCAGGCGCUGCUGGAGCAUGGUGCCUCGGUGCAGCUCCCGGGCGGCGCGGGCCGGGACACGCCGCUGCACGUGGCAGCGCAGCACGGCCUGGACGAGCACGCACACCUCUACCUAGGCCACGGGGCGCGCGUGGACGCGAGGAACCGCCGCGGCGAGACAGCCCUGAGUUUGGCCUGCGGGGCGGCGCGGAAGCCCGACGAGCACGCGCGCUGCCUGCGCCUGUGCGCGCUGCUACUGCAGCGCGGCGCGGCGGCAGACGCGCGCGACGAGGACGAACGCAGCCCGCUGCACAAGGCCUGCGGCCACGCGCGCCACAGCCUGGCGCGCCUCCUGCUGCGGUACGGCGCGGACGCGGGCGCGCUGGACUACGGCGGAGCCUCGCCGCUGGCCCGCGUGCUGCAGACCGCCGCCUGCGCGCCCCAGGCCGCGCCGCAGCUCACGGUGCAGACGCUGCUCAACCACGGCUCCCCCACCGUGUGGCCCGACGCCUUUCCCAAGGUGCUGAGGACCUGCGCGCCAGCCCCGGGCGUGAUCGAGGUUCUUUUCAACUCCUACGCUCAGCUGCACGUGUCCGAGUCCUGGAAGGAGAUGAUUCCUGAGGAAGUGUAUCAGAUGCACGAGCCUUUCUACCAGUCUUUCUUUGCCUUGGCCCACACCCCGCGCUGCCUGCAGCAUCUUUGCCGCUGUGCCAUUCGCAGAUGGUCUGGAAAAAACUGCUUUCACCUCAUACCCCUGCUGCCCUUGCCCAAGUCCCUGCAAGAUUACCUACUUUUGGAGCCAGAGGGUGUUUUGCACUGAAAGAGCUUGGCAACCAAGGCUGCUGGUCCUCAUCUUGGCCCUUCAGGGAGGCCCUGUGGGGAAGAGCGCCUGCUGAGGAGGGGCACAUCUGCAUGGGCCUCCCGUGCCCCUCACUCCCAUGUGACCAGCCGAAGCACAAAGCUGCCAAGCCUCGGGUUUGCCUCAACAUGGAAUUGAUAAUGAACAUCCUUCCUGCAUCUCAGGAUUGCUUGUGAGGCUCACAGGACAGCGUGACUAUUGCUGCACUUGCUGUUGCAAAGUACCUUUCAACAAAAGCUGAACUAAAAGGCAUAUGUCUUUUUCUAAGAUCUGUCCCUGACCCCUAAUGAACUGGCAGCAUGCCUACUGCCCCAUAGCCUGUGGACCCUCAGCCUCAUAGGGAAGGCCUCCUACCCCCUCCUGGAGCCUGGCCACUGGGAGUGGGUCUGUGCCCAGAACAUGCCAGGCCCACCUGCUGAGAGCACUCUUGCUUCCAUGACAGGGCACCUCCCUGGAGCCUGUCACUGCUAGCAAGCACACAGCAAUCCGGCACUUUCCCAGGAGGACCUUAAAGGGGUGUCGAGUCAGACUUUGGGUCCCAUAGGAGUCCUUUGUCUGACACCCUCAUUCCACCCCAACAGACCCCUGUGGAAAGUAGCCUGGAAUGCACAGGUCCACAGGUGUUGCCCCAGCUCAGCCGAGCCCACACAGCAAGAGAGAGGGGCUCAUUAUCUAGGAACGUGUUGACCUUGUCUUCUGUCUGCUCUUUUCCUAUGCUGUGACAUCUGGGGCCUUGCUGACAUGAGGGACAGCCCUUCCCAGUAGCUAGUCCCUAGAGACAGCUGGCCACAGAGCAUCUUUUCACAUGCAUGCCAACCAGGCCAGAGCACACAGCCACCUUCUUUAUCUGACUCUCACUAAGGGCCACUGUCCAUCUGUCCUGAUCACUCCAGGACCACGAACUAGACAAUGAGGGACAGCUCCUAUGCCCGAGAGCCACUGAAGCCUUCACACUAACCAGACCUAAGCCUGUUCCUCCCCCAGCUCCUGGCCAAUGCUCAUGCUUCCCUUCAUGGCCCUGUGGCACGGUGAGCCUUCUUCUCUCGGGAACUAUGAGAGAUAAGCAGCUCAGUGAUAGAUACUCAUCUCUCGAUGUAUUGCCUUACUUGACCUCAAGUUUUCUACCAAUACACUUGUGUGUGUGUGUGUGUGUGUGUGCGCGCUUGCGCUGAGGAUGGAACCCAGGGCUUCCCUCAUGCUGGGCAGGCACUCUGCCACUGAGCUACAGCCCUAGCCCAACACACUAUAUUUCAAAGCAAGAACUCUUUAUGGUCAUGGUAUGAGGAUAAGCAGUGGCCCCUUUGCUUUCCAAUUAAAGCCAGAGCAAGACCCCUGAGGCCAGGGCACACACUCCUACUGUCACUGUCUGGAAGCAAGUUCAGGCCCCAGGACGCAGCUAUAGCUUAAGAUGGGAUGCUGUGUGCACCACGGGUGAGUAAAGCCCCCCUGGCAAGAAGGGUCCAUCCAUGAGGAGGGCCACCGUGAAGGAGAAGACAGGCUGAGCCUGGGUAGAGGGUCACAUUUUAACACACUGGACUUUCCAAGGGAGUGAUGAGACAGCUUGUCAUCUUCCAACUCCUCCAGAUGACCCAUCCCCAUCUCCAUCCCACCCUUUGAUAAUGGACAAUUGACCUGUCCUUCAAAGGGGAUAUGUAAACACUGUUUCAAGACCCCCAGAGGCCCCCAACCCAAGUAGAUAACUCUCCCAGGCCCCUCCAGGUGUCAUCGCUGGACCCAAAGGAGAACUUGAAUGAUGUCAUUGGUGCAGGAAAGUGCAGGGCAUGAUGGAUGGGCAGCCAGAAAAAAGGGUCCCCAUCCUUUGUCAGAUGGAAGGAAGCAGGGCUAGAGAUGUGGGUUACAAAUCAGGAGGCCCUGGGCCUCCAUAGCAAGGUUUCUGAACCUCACUGUACAGGUAUAAGGAACCAGAGGGCAGGUGAACAGUUACAGUCAAAAGGUGAUGCUAGAAAGAUUGCUUUGUCCUGGAAGGCGAUACAGUACACUGGACAUUGCAUAGCUCAUGGUAACAGCCUACAGAUGGAUUCAGAACUGGGUUUCUCCACUGAGCAGCAGAGACAGAUACUGAAGUGAAACCAGCUGCAAUUUGCUCACCUGGAUGGCAGCUCUCACUAGUUUAGGGACCCAUGAGAUGAAAUGGUAUAAGGCAGGUCUUCUGCAGCCCCAAGUGAUCUUGCUGAAAUGUAUCCAGCCACAGGUGUUUUUUAACCCCCCCCCAAAAAAAACCUGACUAAUACAAUGAGCAUGCAAAUAUUUUUUCAAGAUCCUGCAUUCAGCUCCUUUGAAUAUUCACCCAGAAGUGAGACUGUCGAAUCAGAUGGUAGUUCCAGUUUUAGUUUUUGAGGAAACUCCAUGCUGCUUUCCAUGGCUGCUACCCCAUUUCACAGUCCCAUCAACAAUGCCCCAGGGUUCUGAUUUCUCUGCAUCCUCACCAGCUCUUGUUAUUUUCUGGUUUGUUGUUUUGGUUUUCCUUUGACCUUUGUUCAUUUAUCUGACUAACCCAGACUAACCCUUCCUAGCAGUUGGCUGGGAAUGGAGCCCAAGGCCAGGGGCUGGGAACAUGGUGACAUGGUGGCUGCCUGCCUUCUCCUGGAGCUCUUGACCAGGUAGGUGAUCAGGACAACAUGUCCUAGGGCUGCUAUGAAAUAUGGGGUCUGUCCUCUCCAGCCAGCACCCUUGGUCAUCAUGGACCCAUAUGUGACAGUAACAGCCAUAAGCUGGCUCUCCUGGGAUGAGGGGCGUCCUCUAUCCCACCCCCAACUCUUCAGGAGCAUGACAUCACCGCUGCAAGAGAAUGGCCAGGGAGGAAGCAGGCUCUGAACAGCAGUCCUCCUGGGUCCUGGUGGCUGUCCAGAUGCGCUACAUGCUGUCUCUGAAUUAUGACCAUGACUCUAUGGGGCAAAAUGGCUUGUGCACUUGAGGCUAUCUUAGUCAUCAAAUGAGGUACAAUUCAUUCAUAGUUUUGCAGAAUGUAAUUACUGCUAGCAACUUACUUUGUUAGAGCCAAAUAAAUAAAAUAACUGACAAAAAAAAAGUUGUUUCACUGACCAGUCUAGCUAUGCUCCAUGCUAUAUUGCUGGAAAGUUCUAGAAUUACAGGACUUGCAUAAGGAAGAGACUAAGAAGAAAGGGAGGGAAGAAGAGAAGUAGGGAGAAAGGAGGUAGAGAGGGGACAAAUUAGCUGAAAUGAACAUUGAAAAAGAUAUUCUAUUUUAAGACCAGAAUUCUCCCAUUUUAUUUCCUUUCCAGUAAACAAAAUUUACCCUGGCAUUUAUUUUUUAUUUUAAAAAAUCUAAACUUUUUUCCUUUCUUAGAUAGUCCACACUGAACAUCAUUUUUCUUGUUGCAUAUAUAACAUAAAUUGAUUCUGCGAGAUCUAAAUUGUUUUCUUUAAUUUCACAUUUAGAUUUUAAUGGUACAUUCACCUGGUUCAAAAUUGAUAAGGUAAUAAAAGAGUGAAUGGCCCCUUUACCUGCUGCUUCUACUAAAAUGAAAAAAAAAAAAAAAAAACAGCCAAGGCAUGGUUUUCUUCCUACUUUUAUCAAAUAUCUUUGAUUAUUACCUGCCAUCUGAACACAAGGAUCCAAAAUUACCUAAGUGACGUUCUCCACCAACACUGGUCCUAGAGAGGUGGGCUUCUCUGGUGCACCUAUCCCCAGGACAGGAGCAAAUGUUCACAGCUGGACCCCCAGACUCAGUGCACAGUCCUCCGGCAGUUAGUACAUGGGCUGAACACUGUGUGACAUGUUAGGGUUAAAAUUUCAAAUGCAGCAUUGGGUCUAUUUUUUAGUGUAUUUGUGUCAGUUUAACUUUAAGUUACUUGAUAUCCAUCAAUUCAGCAGGUUUGGUAGAAAAUCAAAGCCACUGACUCCCUAGGUAUAAGGAGGAUUUGCUAAUCUCAGUAAGUAUAUAAUCAUCAAAUUUCCAAUCUCUGAAAUAACCAGUUAGACCAACAUGAUGGGGAAGGCUGUUGAACUUUUGCAGAGAACACUUAACCCUCUACAGAAAUGGUUAAAGUGCAGACUUGGAGAAUGAGCUGGUCUGCUCCAGCAACUCAGCCCCCUCCUCGAAACCCUGGGCUCUGAGAAGGCCCUCGGUCACUACAAUUCCAGAUGCUGAUUGCUUCUUACCUCUUCAGGGUAGCUCCCAGGACCAAGUGAUAAACAGAGAAUACUUCAUCUUUUAUUCCAUCCCUUCAAGGAUAAAUUAUUCCUUUAGUCCUAUUUUCUAUAUGCCACUGGGAUAUUCAAAAGCCCUGGCAGUUCAACUCUGAUCAAUGCUGUUUUUUAUUUCUCAGACUUAAGCAUAGUUUGGCAGCAUCAAAAUACUUUUUAGACUCCAGGAUUUAUCUUGAAGUUGUUAACAUCCUUCUAUGUUAAAACAAAAUCAAUUUCAUUAAAUUGCUAAAAUAACCCAGAGCCCUUGGGAAGAUUUUAGAGGUGUGGAAAUUCCUUGUUAUAGAGUCCUGCAGGUGGCGCCAUCAGCAAACGGUCUGACCCUCACCCUCCAACCUGCUCAGCCCAGAAAGAAGGGAGGAAGAGAAGAAAACAAGGAAGGACUUUAGCUCCCAUGAUAAAGGGAGAAGAGCUCGGGAAGGCCAUGGAGUCAUAAAGUACCAUAGAGAACUGUGCUGCUAUGAUAAAAAAUUCAGUAAUUAAAAUAUUGAUUAUGGAAUUGCUUGCUUCCUUCAUAUUAAAUAUGUGCAUUUUAUAGGCAAUGUGUUUAUAAAUAAAUAUAAUUUUCAGUUGACUCUUUUAUGGUGUCAUAAUGACAGCCCGGUCCUCGUCUCUGUGUUAAACGUGUUCUUUAACAAAAUUAUACAUUUACUGUUGCAAUGUGACUAGCUGGGUUUGCAGCCUUCGUCUGAUCUUCAGGAGCAGCAUUUCUGCAAUCCUAACACUCUGCUUAAUCACUCCAAUAAAAAGAGUAGAUUUCUUUGUAAUGCAAUUUGUAAGCAAUAAACAUGAUUGA
This is a messenger RNA of Marmota monax (woodchuck), 6623 nucleotides long. RefSeq names its product ankyrin repeat and SOCS box containing 18 (gene Asb18). NCBI's taxonomy places the organism in Eukaryota, Metazoa, Chordata, Mammalia, Rodentia, Sciuridae. The record is from RefSeq and is a predicted model, not a curated record. The transcript has 6 exons. Gene Ontology annotation, biological process: intracellular signal transduction. The coding region runs from base 199 to 1599 and encodes 466 amino acids. Gene Ontology annotation, molecular function: protein binding.